UACGACGGUGGAUGUAAUUCUUGUUUCUUAACAUGCGCCUUUAUUACAAAAUCAAACUAAAAAACAUCUCUCUCCUCUCUUUUUCCCACUGACUGCAAAAAGUCGAUCAAACUAGAGAAAAAAUAGAGCCUUAUAAUUAGAGAAAAAGUCUUCGUCUUCAAAUUAACCCUCAAUAUACGAAACCUCUACGAAAUUUCCCUUUUUUAAUCAAUUUUCUCCCCUUUCAAACCCUAAUUUCUUACUCUAUACGCGUCGAUUUAUGGCUAGGAAUUUCAAAUAUUAUUAUUUGUUUUGUCUGAUUAAUUGACUGAUUGGUUGGUUGAAAUUUCAGUCGGCGAUUUUUUUGGAUUAAUGUGUUGAUGACGGCCGGACAACAAGAAGGUUUUAAUAACGGUAUGGAGAAUAUUUUUGGUGGUGAUGUUGAAGAUGAUGACGACGAUAAUUUCACUAUUGAUGCUGAUGAUUUGUUGAAGUUACUUGAUGAAGACUUUGUUCCUGAUCAACCGGCCGAUCUGUUUUAUGCAUCAACUGAUAAUACCCAGGAAAGCAGUUCAGUUAUUCUUCUUGAUGAUCAGAUGGACACACAUUUUCAAACAGAUUGUGCUGCUGCAAGUGAAAAUAGUACUGAGACAGUGGAGGCUGAGCAACUUCCAUUUUCGUCUUCUCUAGGGAUGGUACCAAGUGAAGCUAACGACACUUUAUUGAGUGGAAUAAAUACUCAAGCUAAUACAUGUCAGGCGCCCAACUUUGUCGAUGCUGGAAACUUUCCAUUAGCACAGGAUUGGAACAACUUCAAUAAUUUUUCUUCAGAUUUCCCUGAUCAAAAUUUUGUUGGUGUAAAUUAUGAUUUGAUGUCAACUCAUGGUGGGUUGAGUGGUUACAUUAAGAAUGAUAUAGAUGAUUCUUGGCCUUCUCAAUCAUGGUCUAAGCUAGCCAUAGAAUCUCAGGUAGGUGCUGCGAAUUUCGCUACUUCCGAAGUCCAGACUCCCCAUAUGUUUAAUUUUCUUGAUGUCAAAGGGCACGAGACACACAUUCUCGGUAAUAAUCCGGUUAAUCAUAUUGACCGUGUGAAUACAUUUGGAAUUAAGGAUGAAAUUAACAACAAAAUAUUUUCACACAAGGGCUUCGAAUGCAAGUCUUUUGAAGCAAACAGAGAAGGUCCAUUGGAUGUAUUUUCUUUUGGUGCUGGGAGGCCGUUAAGCUCUACUGGAAGUCAGUACCAUGUCUAUGGAGCUGGUGGUCCUGCUGUCUAUAGGCAUAGUUCUGCUGCUAAUGGAAAACUUACAAAUAUGCAACUCAUGGAAGAUCCUUCAAAUUCUGCAGACCUUUAUUCUAACGUUGGCAGCUCAUACUACAAUACUGAAGGAGAGAAGGGUAGGUUUCAACCUGCCUUUUUUAAUCCAAAUAUCUUAGGAGGAACGUUGGAGGCUAGUCAAACUGGUUUGUCGGAAAGUCGAAGUGACAUUGAUGAUGACACCGAUUUGUGCAUAAUUGAAGAUGUAAGUGAACCUGCCAGAAUUCUACCAUUUUCUGCUCGUGGAAAGUCUGUUGCCCCACAGCCUGAAAUAUUUACACCACAGCAUUCAACAUCCAUCACACCCUUUAAUCACAUGGGUUCUAGUGGAACAAGAAUGAAGGGAAGCGAUGAACGCUUGGUUCUCCAAUCAUUAGUGCAGGAUCUCUCACAACCAAAGUCAGAGGCUUCUCCACCUGAUGGCGUUUUGGCAGUACCACUUCUGAGACACCAGCGCAUUGCUUUGUCAUGGAUGGUGCAAAAAGAAACAAACAGCUUGCAUUGCUCUGGAGGAAUUUUGGCAGAUGAUCAGGGGUUGGGAAAAACGGUGUCAACAAUCGCCCUUAUUCUGACAGAAAGGCCUAUGGCUGCUCAAACACUAAAGGGAAAGGAUCAAGGUGAACCUGUAACACUGGAUUUGGACGAGGACGACGACAAGCAAAUGGGGAAUAAAGUUGCUUCUUCCUCAGUGAAGGGGAGGCCCUCUGGUGGAACCCUUGUAGUAUGUCCUACUAGUGUACUCAGGCAGUGGGCUGAGGAGUUGAAGAAUAAGGUCACUUGUGAAGGCAAUCUUUCAGUGUAUGUUUACCAUGGUAGUAACCGGACAAAGGAUCCGUAUGAGCUGGCCAAUUAUGAUGUUGUUCUUACAACCUAUUCCAUUGUAAGCAUGGAGGUCCCAAAGCAUACAUUGCAAGCAAAAGAUGCUGAUGAUGGACAGAAUUCAGAGGUAGAAGAGGCACCGGUUCAGAUCAAUAAGAAAAGAAAGCAAUCUUUAACAUCUGAUAAAAAGCGCUCCAAGAGGGGAAUGGAUAAUGCAUCAGUUGAAUCUGUUGUUCGUCCUCUUGCAAAGGUGGGAUGGUUUAGAGUUGUACUUGAUGAGGCCCAGAGCAUAAAAAAUCACCGGACUCGAGUAGCUCAAGCCUGCUGGGGUCUUCGGGCCAAACGCCGUUGGUGCUUGUCAGGCACUCCUAUACAAAAUGCAGUUGAUGAUCUUUAUAGUUAUUUUAGAUUUCUAAAAUAUGAUCCAUACUGUGUGUAUAAGUCUUUCUAUUCCAUGGUUAAGUUGCAAAUCCAAAAAAACCCGUCUAAAGGGUACCAGAAGCUACAAGCUGUCCUGAAGAAUAUAAUGUUACGUCGCACAAAAGGUACACUUCUUGAUGGGAAACCAAUUAUUAACUUGCCACCUAAAUCUGUCAAUCUGAAGAAAGUGGAGUUCUCAGACAAGGAAAGGGAUUUCUACAGAAGUCUGGAAGCUGAUUCUCGUGCUCAAUUUCAAGCUUAUGCAGAAUCAGGAACUGUUAAACAAAAUUAUGUCAACAUACUAUUGAUGCUGUUACGUCUUCGUCAAGCGUGUGAUCAUCCCUUUCUUGUUCAGGGUUAUGAUUCUAGCUCUAUUUUGAAGUCUUCCCUGCAUAUAGCAGAGAAGCUUCCUCAGGAGCAGAAGAUUUCUCUUUUGAAAUGUUUGGAAGCUUCCUUGGCAAUUUGUGGUAUAUGCAAGGAUCCACCAGAGGAUGCUGUUGUUAGCAUCUGUGGUCAUGUAUUCUGCAAUCAGUGUAUAUCUGAACGUUUUACUGGCGAUGAGAACCAAUGUCCCAUUACAAUUUGCAAAAAGGAGCUCAGUGCAUCCACUGUUUUCUCAAAAGGCACGUUGAAGAGUUUUUUGUACAAUCAGGAUUGUCAGGAUAGCUUUCAUGUUUAUCCUUCUUCUAAAUCAUCGGACCAAAGAGAAUUGUUUGUACCUCAGACUUCUGGUAAAUUUGAGUCGUCUAAAAUUAAGGCAGCUCUUGAAAUCCUUUAUUCUUUGUCAAGACCUUAUGAUUCUAUCAUCAAUAAUGUGUCAAAGCAACCAGUUAUUGAUGCUCAUCUCUUGGACCAAUCUGAUACUGCAUCUUGUGUUGCUGAUAAUGAAAACUCUAAUGCUAGCAAGUGUUUCGGUGAUUCUAAUUCUUUCAUAAAGGAAAAAGCAAUUGUUUUCUCUCAGUGGACAAGGAUGUUGGAUCUCCUUGAAGAUCGCCUGAAGGAAUCUUCUAUUCAGUACAGGCGCUUGGAUGGUACCAUGUCUGUUGUUUCCCGUGAUAACGCUGUGCGAGAUUUUAAUACUCUACCAGAGGUAACUGUUAUGAUAAUGUCCUUAAAGGCAGCAAGUCUUGGGCUCAAUAUGGUGGCUGCUUGUCAUGUUCUUCUUUUGGAUCUUUGGUGGAACCCUACUACUGAGGACCAAGCAAUUGACAGAGCACAUCGGAUAGGACAGACUCGUCCCGUUACUGUUGUGAGGUUAACCGUGAAAGAUACAGUUGAAGAUCGGAUAUUAGCUCUUCAGCAAAAGAAAAGAGAGCUAGUUGCAUCUGCUUUCGGAGAAGAUGAAAAGAAUAGUCGUCAGAGUCGUCUUACUGUAGAGGACUUAACAUAUCUAUUUAUGGCAUGACUUGGGGGUGACGUUUUGGGGUUAUCAUAUACAUAUCAGCUAACACCAGUGGUUUUCUUAUCUGUAGUUAUCGAGAACUCGUGAUUCACAAUAUAGAUGACAUGAAUGACAGUAGAAAAGGUGGCUCCUUGAAAGAUAUAUAGGAUAUAGAUAGUACAGGAUAGAGGAAAAUUUGAUUCAUAUUUCAGUUGUUGGUCUAAUGACCAUGCUUAAUUCUGUGAGCAUGCGAUAGAUUUGCGUUUGUAUAGGUUUAGUUUUGUUUAGCGUUAGACCACAGGGGAUAUUUUGAUGUUAUAAUUUAUGAAAUCUUAUUGUUCGAUCAGCAUAUAAUAUUGAGUUAAGGUCAUACUUAAA
Messenger RNA from Amaranthus tricolor (Joseph's coat), 4292 nucleotides. RefSeq names its product helicase-like transcription factor CHR28. The coding region runs from base 360 to 3938 and encodes 1192 amino acids. The record is from RefSeq and is a predicted model, not a curated record. Gene Ontology annotation, molecular function: ATP-dependent chromatin remodeler activity; ATP binding. Lineage: Eukaryota; Viridiplantae; Streptophyta; Magnoliopsida; Caryophyllales; Amaranthaceae. The transcript is spliced from 11 exons.